Penicillium verhagenii is the source of this 1203-nucleotide messenger RNA. RefSeq names its product cystathionine gamma-lyase CYS3. Gene Ontology annotation, molecular function: cystathionine gamma-lyase activity; pyridoxal phosphate binding. Bases 1 to 1203 code for a protein of 400 amino acids. The transcript has 4 exons. NCBI's taxonomy places the organism in Eukaryota, Fungi, Ascomycota, Eurotiomycetes, Eurotiales, Aspergillaceae. Gene Ontology annotation, biological process: transsulfuration. Gene Ontology annotation, cellular component: cytoplasm. The record is from RefSeq and is a predicted model, not a curated record.
AUGGGUUCAUUCGAGAACGGUCAAACUACUGAGCGCCGCUUUGGCACCCUGGCGGUCCACGCUGGUUCUCCUCACGACCCUUCGACUGGCGCUGUUAUUGCUCCGAUCUCUCUUUCCACUACAUUUGCUCAGACUAGCGUCGGCAGCCCCGUCGGCCUCUACGAGUACACCCGCAGCUCUAACCCCAACCGUGAUAACUUCGAGGCUGCCAUUGCUGCCGUUGAACAUGCCAACUAUGCCCUUGCUUUCUCUUCCGGUUCCGCAACCACUGCGGUCAUUCUGCAGUCCUUGGCUGCCGGGUCCCACAUCGUCUCGGUCUCCGACGUGUACGGUGGCACCCACCGCUACUUCACCAAGGUCGCCUCGGCCCACGGUGUCGAAGUGACCUUUUCUCCCGCCAUUGAGCAGGAGGUCGAGAAAUUGAUCCGACCCAACGAGACCAAGAUCAUCUGGAUCGAGACCCCCUCCAACCCCACCCUCAGCCUGGUGAACAUUCGCGCCGUAUCUGAGAUCGCCCACCGUCACGGCGUCCUCGUCGUCGUCGACAACACCUUCCUCAGCCCCUAUGUCCAGAACCCAUUGGACCACGGUGCCGAUAUCGUCGUCCACUCCGUCACCAAGUACAUCAACGGUCACUCCGAUGUGCUGAUGGGUGUUGCCGCUUUCAACUCCGACGCCCUCAAGGAGCGUCUUACUUUCCUCCAGAACGCCAUUGGUGCUGUCCCCUCUCCAUUCGACUGCUGGCUCGCCCACCGUGGUCUCAAGACCCUGCACCUGCGUGCCCGUGAGGCCACCAAGAACGCCACCGUUGUCGCCCAGGCCCUCGAGUCUUCCCCCCACGUCAUCUCCGUGAACUACCCCGGUCUUGACUCCCACGCUCAGCGUGCCAUUGCUCUCAAGCAGCACCGUGAUGGUAUGGGUGGUGGUAUGCUCAGCUUCCGCAUCAAGGGUGGCCAGGCCGCUGCCCACAGCUUCUGCCAGCAGACUAAGAUUUUCACUUUGGCUGAGAGCCUGGGUGGUGUUGAGAGUCUUUGCGAGGUUCCCUCCAGCAUGACUCACGCCGGUAUUCCUCGUGAACAGCGUGAGGCCGCUGGUGUGUUCGAUGACCUUGUCCGCAUGAGCUGUGGUGUCGAAGACGCUGAGGACCUCCAGGCUGAUGUGCUUAAGGCACUUGAGCUGGUUGUUGUCGGUACUAAGGCUUAA